Messenger RNA from Astrephomene gubernaculifera, 7177 nucleotides. The record is from the annotation of a GenBank genome assembly. NCBI's taxonomy places the organism in Eukaryota, Viridiplantae, Chlorophyta, Chlorophyceae, Chlamydomonadales, Astrephomenaceae.
CCUUGAGUUAUGUAUAUCUUAAGCGCUCCUACAGCAGGGUUAUCAAGGAAUAGGUGACGCAAGCAAGUCCUAUCUUGCGGGUGUUGGGACCCAAAAGCCCGGUUGCUUCCUUUUUUCUUAACAUGAGCAUCUAAGAGAUUACGUAGCUACUGGGUGACCAUGGCAUUGGCUUCGCCCCGGCGACGCGUUCCUCCCGAGCCAAGGCCCGAGCAGCGAGCGGAGUCGCAUGAUGGCAUCCAACUUUCCGUCACAGAGGUUGCAUCCUUCGUCGGAUUGCGCCACUGCGGGCGCUACUUGCGUCUCGCCGCACUUUCGAAGAACCCCAGGAUUGCAGAAGCCACUCCUUCUGCUGCGGAUGACGAAGAGGCAGCAGCAGCGGCUAGCCGCGGCAAGCCUCUGGAUCCAGCCCUAGCCGCUGCUGGCCACUGCCUCGAGGACACCGUGGCUUCGGAGCUCCGUGCUUACAACCCCUUCGCACUUACACCACAAGCACUCACAACCUCACAGCCCAGAGCUCACCAACCCCCUCAGCACCAGGACACUUCUCCGUCAUCUGGGUCAUCAUCUGGGUCGGCAGCAGCAACCCCGUGGCAAGACUUCCUCUCGCUCCUCGCCAACACCCCCGCACCCCAACGCUCCUAUUCCACCUCCUCUCCUUCCCCUGCCUCCUCCUCCUCCUCCUCCGCCGCCGCCGCCUCCUCGCAUGCCCCUCACCUGGCCUGUUGGGCGGCCGAGGUGGUCCUCAACGGGCUGCCCGCCGCUGACAGCACCCUACGGCUGAGCGGCCGCGCCGACUUCCUGUUGCUGCUGUGGCGGGGCGGCAGGCCGGUGCUGCGAGUGGUGGAAUGCAAGGCCAGUCCUGAACCGCAGACGCGUCAUCUGGUGCAGCUGGUGCUGUACCGGAUGAUGUUGCUGCGGGCGCUGCAGCAGGGGCAGGCGGCGGAGGCGCAGGGGGGGCUCCGCGGCGCUCCUGGUCGUGGCGGGAUUGGAGGAGGAGGUGGGGGCAGGGUGUGUAUAGGCGGCCGGGAGUGGCGAGUGCCGGGAGUGCGGAGUUUCGGAGCGGCGGUCAGCCGGCAGAGGCACAAUCAGGAUGAGGACGAGCAGGAGGAGGAGGAGGAGGAGGAGGAGGAGGAGGGCAUGCUGCAAGUGGAGUGCGUGCUGCGGAUUGCCGGGGCGGGUGAUGCUGCAUGGGGCGGCGUGGUGACGGCGGAGGCGCUGCCGGCGGGACAGGUUAACGGCAUGGUACGCCAGCUCACAGCCAUGCUACAGCCCGGCGGCCGCAUCGCUGUAGCACUCGACGUCCGUACGACACCGCUGCAGCAAGUGCCGUACGAACUCGACAACCAUUGUACGUCAUGCAGCCGUGCAGCCGCCUGCUGGGCAGAUGCGGCGGCGCGCGGCGCCGUACAGCUCUCAGGCUGCAGUGCCGUACAGGCGGAACGACUGGCCGCAGCGGGAGUGUACGACAUUGAAGAUCUGGCGGUGCUGACUCAUCCGGAUGCUGCUUCUGGUGCCGUACAACGGCAAGUGGGUUACGACGGCGCUGGCAGGGUCGACAAGGGUGGCAAUGCAACCGCUCGCCUCGAGGGCGUGGCGAAAGCGACAGGCAUUCCUUCCCUGGAGCUCAAACGGCUGUCUCUGACGGCCAAUGUGCGUGUGGGGCGACGGUUCGGCAGCCGGUCAAGGCAGGGACCGGAACCGUAUCAACCGCAACCGCAACCGCAAGUGCCGAUGGGCCCAUCUGGGUCGCGGCCGGUCAUGCCUGCAUUCGAGCUGCUGCCCGGCGCACCGCCCAGCUGCCUGCCCGCUCACCCGGCCACCGGAGGAGGAGCGGCAGGUCUGCAGUGUCCGGCCCCGGUGCUGAUCCGGGUGUAUCUGGCCGUGACGCUUGAUGUCGUAUUGCAGCGGGUUGUUGGCGUUGCGGCGCAUGUGGCGGCGGCGGCAUCUGACGAGGGCGGCGCCGGCGGCGCGCGAGGUGGCACUCGGGUGCUACCGCCGCCGCCAAGGCAAGCAAACCAGUGCGGCUGGGAUGUGGCGGUGUUGCUUCGCGAUGUGGUUCUGAAUGGUGGGGGUGGCGGUGGCGGUGGCGCGUAUCUCGUUGCCAACUCGAACGAUGAGUUGGAUCGGCUAGAGGCCCGCUUGCUGGCCGACUUUUCGAACCAGCUCUGCAAGGCGUUGGAUGAUGCAGCCAAGGCCGCAACUGCCGCAACGGCGGCAGCACGACAAGCAAGCGGUCGUGGACUCCAGCAGGCCCAGCCACUACUGCACUUUUACGUGCACUCCCGUGCCGAGCUGCGAGCCCUCGUCCGUCGCUGCCAGGCUCUGGACGGGCUGACGGCGUCUGGCCCACCAUCAGGAAGGAGCGGUAGGGGCAGUGGUAGCGGCAGCGCACGCACCUCCGUCCCCGUUACUGACGACGACGGCUGCACCGACCAAGGCGGCUGCUUAGCCUGGUUGCCGCACCUGCUAGGGUUGCGUGCGGGGUGCCCCGGGGAGCAGCAGAUCGUGAGCGUAUUGGAGGAGGAGCUCAGGCGUUACGCCCGGGUGUGGCAGGGCGAGGGGCGCCUGGCCGCGACGUGCAUUCCCUGGGGCGGAGACGGCGUGGUAUACGAAUGGCGCGGUACGGCUAGCGGCUGUGGCGGCGGCGGCAGUGCUGGGUCGCCGGACCUGCGUGCUGUGUUUGGCGCCGUGGGGUACCUGGAUGCCCUGGAGCCCCUUGAGCGGGGCCGCCACCGGAGCCUGACAGCCGCAGCAGAGGGGGAAGGGGAUGGGGAUGCCGUGCAGCAGCCAGGGGGGAUGCUGAGCUUGCCUAGCCGGUAUCCGCCCCAGGCCCAGCCCCAGCCUCAGCCGGGGGCUAGAGCGCAUGCAGCAGUUGGGCCGCAAGCCGUGCCGCACCCGGCGCCCGUGCAGCCGACACCGCAGCUGGUACAGGUGCGCCCGGAUUCGGCUGGUAGCUUCAUUCCUCCGGGCGUUUUCCGAGCGCUGUGGAGUGGUGGAUUGCAACCCCAGCACCAACAGCAACAGCAGGGACAAGCGCACGUCAAAGGGCAGCAACAGCAGCAGGAGGAGGACCUGCGGUCCGCGGCGACCCGCCUGCCGUCGCUGCUGCUGGCACAGGCCCACUCAGUCCGCUGGCUGGAGGAGCGGCUGGUACGGCUGCCGUACGGCGGUAACGCAGGCAUCACCACUGGCAAAUUCCCGCUGCCAGUGCCCCUGGGACCCGCGCUCGAGUCCUUCCGCCUGCACCCCGACACGUCAGCAGCGGCAGCAGCAGCAACAGCAGGCAGCGGCGGCAGCGGCGGCGGGUACCUCAUAUCGGCGCCCCAGGGGCCUCAUGUGCAGCGUGCAACCGAGGUGGCACGUGCCGGCCUGGACGCCGUACGGCUAGAUCGCAGCGAGGAGGUACGGCAGUUCUGGAGUGGCUUAGCCAGCCAGCCGCCAGCAGUAAGGGCAACGGAGGGCCGUAUUGGCACGGUGGUUCUGGAACACGUGGGCUGGGUGCUUCGUGGGGAUUGGCGGAGGCUGAAGGGCAAGGUGGCCUAUCCAGAAGGUUGCAAGACCUGGGAGGACGUCAAAGAGGCUACAGGGCUGGGAGUCAGCGACACCGUGCUGGCUAGCGUUGCCAGCGACCCAUGGGUCGUCCAGGAAGCGGAGGGCGUUGCGGGGCAAUGCAUCCUAGCCGUGAUUGAGUCGUCCGGUGCUGACGAUGACGGUGUGUGGGUGGAGUGCAAGCCAGACUUUAUUCCGUAUCCGUCCAACGACGUCGAGCUGUUUGUCACGGGUUCUCCGGGUCUCUCGUUUCAACGCUUUACAUCGCAGUUCCCGCAGCAUUCCCCGCAUGUUGGCCAGCAGCAAGCAAGCGCUGCGGUAGGCGGUUCGCAGCUGCAGCCGCCGGCGCCUAGGCUGGUGGUGCUGGACGCUGCACCGAACAUCUCAGCCUGGGUUGCGAGUAGCACAGUGGAGUGCCUGCAAGGAUACGGCAGCAGCAGCACCUACCUAGCGGAACGGCUCCGACUCUCAAGCGGAGACGUAGCGCUGGGCCGGCGGCAGGUGAAUCGACACAUGCUGCCUGGUACUGCUGUCGCCACUACUGCAUCAUCAGCAUUUGCCGGCAGCUCGUUUACCGGCACCUCCACAGCAGCAGCAAUGGCACCGGCCGCCUCGGGGCUUGCAGCAAGGAUGGAACGGCCUGGUGUCGGCUUGUCAACACCGCCGGCUGCAGCCAGAAGCGGAUGUCGCCCACUGGAUUCGGGCGGCAGUACCCCCGGCCCGGGCCGUACCCCAGGCAGCGUGUUGGGAGGCCACGCACUGCUUAGCCCUCAGUCUCCGGCAUCGCAGCUGGCUCCCAUUCCCUUCACACUCCGCGCCGCAGACCCCUUCAUGGCCACCCCCAUUCACACGCCCAGUCCGAACCUGCCAAUGGUGCAAUCCACAAGCGCCGGCAUCACUGCAGCCAUGUGCAGCCUUAACCUGGGUGGCUCUGCCGCUUACGGGUACAGCACGGUAGCAGCAGGAUCAUCAGCAGCAGCUUCAGCUGCGGUUCCCUUCACUCCAGGCAGGGUUGCAGUUGGCGUCAGCGCUGCAGCCGUUGCUGUGACCACCACUGCAGCAGCACCUGCCGCCGCGGCAAACGGCAUGCAUGUGGCCAUGGACCAGGUCGUGAGGCGCAUCGCAUCGUCGGCCUCUCAGCAGCUAAACCCCGACCAGGUCGCCUGCAUGCGAGCAUUCUUAUCGUACCCAGAUCUUGGAUCUCGGGUGCUCCUGCAAGGCCCACCGGGAACCGGCAAGACGGAGACGCUUGCGCUGUCAGUGCUGGCGUGGCUAGGCGCACGCAUGCUGCACGGCGGACCCAUGGGUCACUCGGACUGCGGGGGUGUGGUGUUCCUGAGUGGACCGACGCACACGGCCAUUGAUACUCUGAUGGGUCGCAUCGCGUUGCGAGCAUCUGAGGGCGCUUUGGACGGACUGGGCGGGGCCAUGCACCGGCGGAUUUGCAUGGUUCGGUUGCUAUCCAGAGGCAAGAGCUUGGAGCAGAACUUGAAGGAUCUGGGCGUGAAAACUUCGCUAACAAAGGAUCUGGACAAGGGCGUCUGGUACGUGGUGGGCGGCACGCUGCGCCUGCUAGUGAAGGAGGCCAGGACCCUCCGCACCAAGGUCGACAAUCUGGCGACCCCGAAAGGCAGAUGCCUGUUGGAUUCCAGCGGUCAAGGCGCCCUCGCUGCCGCACUCGUGCUAGACGAAGCGUCCAUGGUCGUCACACCGCAUCUGCUGGCGCUGGGGAGCCUCCUGGUGACCCGUGGGUCACUCCUGGUGGCCGGCGACCACCGGCAGCUGGAAACCAUCAAGAAGUACGAGUUCGCUGAGGAGCUGAGGCCGAACAUCGUACGGCACCGGCCGUACGUCAGUGCGUACGAGUACAUGCAGCUGCUCGCUGCGGAUGAGGGUGCGCGGGAGCGGCUGACGCAGCAAGCGGGCAACGGGGGCGACCACGACGCAGGCGGAGCUCCCCCGCCGGUGUCCGUCUGCGCGCUGACCUACACGCACCGCCUGCCUGCGGCAGUCACCGCCCUCAUCGCCCCACUCUACUUGCAAGACGGCAUCCGGCUGCAGGGAAGGCCGCCUGCAGCCCAGCGCCAGGCAGCAAUCAGACAGAUUGCCUUCGGCGCCCAUGCGCUAAUCGCUGCUACUGCUACUGCUGCUGCCACUGCCGGUACUAACGAAUUCUUGUGGCGUCGGUUGUGGGAAGGAAGCAGCAGCAGUAGCAGCGCCGCUGGUAUCAGCAGUGCUACUGCGGGUCCUAGCUCCAGAACCAGUAGCAGCAGCGGCGGCGGCGGCGGAGAGGGGCUCUUCUUGAUUGUCCACAACGAGAGCGGCUCCGCCAAACGAAACGACCUGGAGCUGCAGCUUGUACGGCAGAUCAUGGAGGCUAGAACCAGGCCUGGGUUGGCUUUGGGUGACGAGAGCAGCGGAGGCGGGAGCAGCAGAGGCGGGAGCAGCAGAGGUGGUGGGCAGCAGUGUGCCGGCGGAAGAGGCGUUGCGAAGGCGGCAGCGGGAGCCGCUGGUGGCGGUGGCGGGGGUGAUGGUGGCCGUGGCCCGGUCGAGGUGGCCAUCAUAACGCCGCAUCGGGCACAGGAGCGGGCGCUGCGAGCACUGCUCAGGGAGCAAGGCUGGAGCGGCUGUCGUGCGGAGACGGUGGACAAGAUGCAGGGCGGCGAAGCGGACACAGUCAUCUUCUCCGCCACAGUAUCCGACGACGCCGCCCUCAGCCGUUCAGCCGACUUCUACUCCUCCCUCACCCGAGCCAACGUGGCGUUCAGCCGCGCUCGCCGGCGGCUCAUCGUACUAGCCAGUCGUACUUUUCUGUCGUACAUCCCGCAGUCGUACGGCCACUACCAGGGCCUGCAGCUAUGGUGGCAGCUGCGGCUGAUGUGCGAGGACCAGGGGGUGCUGCUGGGGGAGGUGUUUGUGCGGGGCGGGGAGGGAGGACAACAGCAGCAACAGCGGCAGCAACAACAGCUAGAACAGCAGCAGCAGCGGCAGCAGCAGCGGCAGCAACAGCGGCAGCUGGAGGAAGCGGUGUCGUAUCGUUGUGAUGUGUUCGAGGCGAGCCCUGCGACCGGCGCCUGCGGGAGCAACGCACCUCAGGAGGUCGAGGAUUCCCUGCAGGCGGCGAUGGCUGGACUGCGCACCUUGACCCUCGGUCGCACCUGAUGAGACUGCACUGGUUGGUUUGCGCACCGCGCAUGCCGUGGCCCCUUCCUGCGCUUCCGGCCUGUUUCCUGUUUGGGGUCUGGUACUGGUGCCCUGGUUGACUCCAGCUUCCUUCUUGGACAACAUGCGGGAGGAAAGCGGCGGGUUGAUGAGGAAUGUUGAGGGCGGCGUUGCGUGAGUGAGGAGCACCCGGACGUUGGCAGCGGCUGGUACGCGGCAGCAGGUUGAGGAAAAACUAGCCGCUUAUGACUUGUUCCAUUUACUUGCUCCGUUACGUGGACUCCGUUGACAGCAUGCACGUGGUCUUACCAUGCUUAGGUCUCCAUGCACGCACCGGCUUCGUCGCCCGUUGCUUUGAAGAUGAUUACCUUUUGCGAUCAACAACAUAUACUGGUAGUAGGCUGUCCCACAAGGCCUUUCCCGGCUCUUUCUCCCAUACCGAACCUUUUGUGCAAUAUUUGGAUCC